GUCCAGCUGAUGGACGUUGGGGGGGUCCCAUUGCCUGCGGCCUGUCACAUCCCCUCCUCUGACUGCCACCUUCCAGAGCUGGGCCCAGCCUUCCUUCAGUACCCUCCAGCCGUGCCGCUGAGGCCCGGCCCUCUCUGCCUGGAGGUGGGGGCCGCCAGGAUGAGCAAGCUGUCCAGGGAGCCGGUCUGUGACCUGGAGCGCAGCCUGCCAGCCGUGGCCUCCCUCGGCUCGUCGCUGUCCCACAGCCAGAGCCUCUCCUCGCGUUUCCUCCCGCCGCCUCGCGAGAAGCGCCGGGCCAUCUCCGACGUCCGCCGCACCUUCUGCCUCUUUGUCACCUUCGACCUGCUUUUCAUCUCCCUGCUCUGGAUCAUUGAGCUGAACACCAACACAGGCAUCCAGAGGAACCUGGAGCAGGAGAUCAUCCACUACAGCUUUAAAACUUCCUUCUUUGACAUCUUUGUCCUGGCCUUCUUCCGCUUCUCCGGACUGCUCCUGGGCUAUGCUGUGCUGCGGCUCCGGCACUGGUGGGUGAUUGCGGUCACCACGCUGGUGUCCAGUGCAUUCCUCAUUGUCAAGGUCAUCCUCUCUGAGCUGCUCAGCAAAGGGGCCUUCGGCUACUUGCUCCCUAUCGUCUCCUUCGUCCUCGCCUGGUUGGAGACCUGGUUCCUUGACUUCAAAGUCCUACCCCAGGAGGCUGAGGAGGAGCGAUGGUAUCUUGCUGCCCAGGCUGCUGUCGCCCGAGGACCCUUGCUCUUCUCCGGCGCCCUGUCCGAGGGCCAGUUCUAUUCACCCCCAGAAUCCUUUGCAGGGUCUGACAAUGAAUCAGAUGAAGAAGUUGUUGGGAAGAAAGGCUUCUCUGCCCAGGAACGGGAGUACAUCCUCCAGGGGAAGGAGGCUAUGGCGGUGGUGGACCAGAUCUUGGCCCAGGAGGAGAACUGGAAGUUUGAGAAGAAUAAUGCUCCCCUCUGCCCACCUCCCUGCCACCCUUCUGUCCCUGCCACAGGAAUAUGGGGACACUGUGUACACCAUCGAGGUUCCCUUUCAUGGCAAGACCUUCAUCCUGAAGACCUUCCUGCCCUGCCCCGCGGAGCUGGUGUACCAGGAGGUGAUCCUGCAGCCCGAGAGGAUGGUGCUGUGGAACAAGACGGUGACAGCCUGCCAGAUCCUGCAGCGAGUAGAAGACAACACCCUCAUCUCCUACGAUGUGUCUUCGGGGGCCGCGGGUGGUGUGGUCUCCCCCAGGGACUUCGUGAACGUCCGACGCAUCGAGCGGCGCAGAGACCGAUACCUGUCAUCGGGCAUUGCCACCACCCACUGCGCCAAGCCCCCGACACACAAAUAUGUCAGGGGAGAGAAUGGUCCUGGGGGCUUCAUCGUGCUCAAGUCAGCCAGUAACCCUGGAGUCUGCACCUUCAUCUGGAUCCUUAAUGCAGAUCUCAAGGGCCGCCUGCCCCGGUACCUCAUCCACCAGAGCCUCGCAGCCACCAUGUUUGAAUUUGCCUUUCAUCUGCGGCAGCGCAUCGGAGAGCUGGGUGCACGGGCAUGAGCAUGCCCCCUCACCACCCUGCGGGCCGGGGUCCUGUCGCCAUGGCCUCCAGAGCCAGAGGACGGGCCGUUUGGGCUUCCCGCUGCCCACAGAGGACCUGGCCUCAAACAGUGGGGAGGAAGGAGCUUCCUCCCACAGCAGGCCCUCAGCCCCAAGCUGCCACCCUCCACGUGCUUCACUGUGCCUGGGAGCCCUGGCCGUGGGCAGGUCGAGAGCUCAAGCAUCUGACUCUGCUGCUGAGGCCAGUGGGGUCCGUCCUGCCGACGUUUACAUGGUGUCCCUGCCUCCCGGAAGAGGAGAUCCGCUGUCCCCACCUGGCCAGGCCGGGGUCUGGAAUGGGAACCUCGGACUUGGUGGGGGAGGACCCUGGGCAGGACAGAAGUCAGGGCAGCCUUGUCACCAGUGUGAAGGCGCAGGAGCCCCUUCAUCCACCUGCUCUCUCAUCAUGGUGUUUUAGGACUAUUUAAAGGGUCUGGGACCUUUGUCCACUUGCACUUGGGAUGUAGGUGGCAGGUGGGAGUGGUGGGUGCUGGCAGGGAGCCUGCCUCUCCCAGGUUCUCUCCAGGUUGCCUCCCCCCGCCCAGGGCCUCCUUGGGGACCUUUGUAAUUUGAGCCAAUUAAAAACAUGAACUCAAAAAAAAAAAAAAAAAAAAAAAAGCAGUCCUUCCAGCCUGGCCUCUUGAGGGAAGAGAAGGGCAGCACCGUGGAGGCGGGGAAGGAACCACUGCUGCAGCCACCAACCGCAUCACACAGCCUCUCAGAGCCUCUCAGAGCCAGGAUGGAGCCAGUGGAGACCCAGUUCCUGGAACCCCCCCCCCCAACUUUCUUGAAUGGUUCAGCUGGGCAGAUGACUGGUCAGAGAAAAAUUCCCCGCCUCCCUGUCGGGUCUCCUGUGAGGGAAGGUCAGGUUAAGGUCUCCAGCCCAGGAUUGGGAGGAGGGAGGUAGGGAGAGACCUGGCAGUACCCACAGCAGGCCUUGGUUGCCCCUGGGGUCCCAAGGCUGGGGUCUGGGGGGAGCCUGGACGUGGAGACUGGCCUUCCAGGUCACUGAUGCACCUCCGGGAUCCCGGCCUCUGGGCUCCACUUAACCUCCCGUCUCUGCCCCAUCACACUGGGGCCACUGGAAAACCUGCCCUCCUCCCUCCCUGCCUUCAGGCUUCCCGAGGAGCUGACUUGCUUAGAGCCAGGGGUGGGGGCGGGGUCUCCUCUUGGUCCUGGCUAGGUGUG
Molecule: messenger RNA, 2773 nt
Organism: Balaenoptera musculus (blue whale)
Lineage: Eukaryota; Metazoa; Chordata; Mammalia; Artiodactyla; Balaenopteridae
Gene: STARD3
Product: StAR related lipid transfer domain containing 3
Exons: 15
Coding region: 10-1395 (461 amino acids)
Cellular component (GO): late endosome
Molecular function (GO): cholesterol transfer activity; cholesterol binding
Source: RefSeq, a predicted model, not a curated record